This is a messenger RNA of Phragmites australis (common reed), 2460 nucleotides long. Its product is annotated as subtilisin-like protease SBT5.3. Gene Ontology annotation, biological process: proteolysis. Bases 1 to 2337 code for a protein of 778 amino acids. The transcript has 11 exons. Gene Ontology annotation, molecular function: serine-type endopeptidase activity. The record is from RefSeq and is a predicted model, not a curated record. Lineage: Eukaryota; Viridiplantae; Streptophyta; Magnoliopsida; Poales; Poaceae.
AUGGGGAGUCGAGGCGGCCGCGUCUUCCUUCUCGCGCUGGUGCUCGCCCUCGCCCUGCAGACCCAGCUGGCAUCGGCGGCCAAGCAGCCCUAUUUGAUCAUCUGGAAGGACUCAAGUCAAUUAACGCCCUCCCCGUCCGCUGUGUUUUCUCCACUCACCAAUGACUACCAAAUACUGUACGUCCUGGAUCCCAUCCACGGGAUCGUGGUGCACAUCGAUGAUGUCUUCGUUCCACUGCUCCGACAGCUCCCGGGAGUGCUGACUGUGAUCCCAGACACCCUGAUCAAGCUGCACACCACGCAUUCGUGGGACUUCCUCGGGCUCGGGAGCGAUGGCCAGCCAACCCCCGCGUGGUAUUCUGCCGGUUUUGGUAAAGACACCAUUAUUGGGAACAUUGACACAGGCGUAUGGCCGGAAUCAGAAAGCUUCAAAGACGAUGGCUUGCCUGUCCCCUCCAAGUGGAACCCGAACGUCACUUGCAACCCUGGCGAAGCCAACCCGAAGUACCCGCCCUUCAAGUGCAACAGUAAGCUGAUCGGCGCGAGGUUCUUCAGCGCAAGCAUCCAGGCGCUCGGCGCGCUGGACGACGGAGGCCAGAGGCCGAGCAAGGAGGACCUGUCCUCGCCGCGGGACUACGUGGGGCACGGCUCGCACACGCUGUCCACCGCGGGCGGCGGGUCCGUCCCGGGCGCCAGCGUCUUCGGCCACGGGAUGGGCAGGGCCGCGGGCGGGUCGCCGAGCGCGCGCGUGGCCGCGUACAAGGCGUGCUACGCGCCGGGAUGCUCCAGCUUCGACAUCCUCGCGGCCAUACUCGCGGCGGUGGCGGACGGCGUGGACGUGCUCUCGCUCUCCCUCGGCUCAGACCCCUCGGACUACCUCAUGGACCCGAUAGCGAUCGGCGCGUUCUUCGCAGUCCAGAAGGGGGUCACCGUCGUCUGCUCCGCCGGCAACUCGGGCCCCCAGCCGAGCACGGUGACCAACGUGGCCCCGUGGAUCUUCACGGUCGCCGCAAGCACCAUGGACAGGGACUUCCCAGCUUAUGUCAACUUCGGCGGCAACACCAUCGAGGGGCAAAGUCUCGGGGACAGUACUCUGCCCAGUAGCCAGGCAUAUCCAAUAAUCAGCGGGGAGAAUGCCAACGCCGCAAACCAACCAACCGUCAACUCGACGCUGUGCUUGCCGGGCUCCCUGGACCCUGCCAAGGUGAGCGGCAAGAUAGUCGUCUGCGUCAGAGGAGUGAACGCCAGAGUCGAGAAGGGCUUCGUGGUCAAGCAGGCGGGCGGCGUCGGUAUGGUCCUCUGCAACGACGCCAGCUCCGGGGACGACGUAAAUGCGGACCCGCACCUCAUUGCGGCGGCUCACUGCUCAUACGCGCAAUGCGUCCAGCUCUUUAAGUACCUGCAAUUUACAGACAACCCGUCGGGAUACAUCAAUGCAACGGACGCGAGCUUUGGCGUAAAACCUGCGCCGAAGAUGGCAGCGUUCUCAUCCCGAGGGCCGAACCCCAUAACUCCUCAGAUCCUCAAGCCCGACAUCACCGCACCAGGCGUCAGCGUGAUCGCCGCGUACAGCGGCGCGAUUUCACCGACGGGCCAGCCAUUCGACGACCGCCGCAUCCCCUACAACAGAAUGUCCGGCACCUCCAUGUCGUGCCCCCACGUAUCGGGCAUCGUCGGCCUGCUCAAGACAAAGUACCCCACGUGGAGCCCCGCCAUGAUCAAAUCGGCAAUCAUGACCACCGCAACCACCGGAGACAACAACGGCAGCUCGAUCCAGGACGAGACCGGUGCCGCCGCCACGCCUUUCAUCUACGGCUCGGGGCACGUGAACCCCGUGCAGGCCCUGGACCCCGGCCUGGUGUACGACACCACUUUCUUCGACUACGUCAACUUCCUCUGCUCCGCCCUGAAGCCCACCCAGAACCCGCUCCCGGGCCUCCCGGUCAACCUCCCGCUCCUGCUCCCGCUGUUCAACGCCGCCAGCGAGCCGUGCACGUGCAGCAAGGGCGCGUUCUUCCGCCCCGAGGAAUUGAACUACCCGUCCAUUGCCGUGCCUUGCCUGUCCGGCAGCACCGCGGUGAAGCGCCGGGUGAAGAACGUGGGCGCGGCGCCUGGCACGUACACCGCCAGCGUCACCGAGCCGCAGGGGGUCAGGGUCACGGUGGUGCCGAACGUACUGUACUUCGGGAUCGGAGAGGAGAAGGAGUUCACGGUGAAGCUGGACGUCGUUAACGCGGCGGCGGCUGCAGACUACGUGUUCGGCAGCAUCGAGUGGUCGGACUCGUACGGGAAGCAUCGCGUCCGGAGCCCCAUCGUGGCCAAGACCAGGUGCGGGUAGAAGGGUGUGCGUGUGUCUGAAACUGGAAUGGCUACCCUUUUGCUGUGUCACGGCUAGGCUGUAACGGCGUAAGCAACAAAGAUAGGUUCGGUGACGAUGAACUAUUUGUAUUCAUGGCUAAAU